AUGAAAACAUCUCAGUCAGGGUCUUUGGGCCGGUACGGGACAGAUUCUACAAAUUCUACAUAUGAUUAUGGAUCCGGACAAGAUGGUGGCGGUCGCGAGCGGGGAACACGCAGGAGGAAAGUUUAUGGGUAUUUGAAAGCGGCGAACGAGCUGCGGCAGGCCUAUUCAGCUCAGUGGGCGCAGAAGACUCAGGAUUAUGAUUACGAUAUACGCGACACUCCAGGUGGAUUCCCAGAGCUCGGGACAAUGAAACUUGCGGAUGAGGAAAUGGUUUUAUUCCCCAGUUACGCGAAGAGACAUGUGAGGAAGGAUCCUAAGGUGGAUUAUAGGGAAUUGGCGCUGGAAUCGCGGACUUACCCUGAUGAUCCGCAGUCGAUGGGGAAUAUGGAGUUUUGGAGAACGGAGUGGGAGAGAUAUGAGCAUGAUAAUGCGAUUGUGGAUGUCGAUGUGAAAGGGUGGAUAUAUACGCCUCACAUUGAGCCGAUGAGUCGGAAAAAUCGUAUUCUGAUUGCCCUUGCUCGACGGCUGAGUGGGAUACCGGCUCCACAUACAGUGUCUACAGAGAACAGGCCAUCGUCGGCUUCCUUGAAUGAGGAAGCAGUUGUCGAUAAACAAGAGCAAUCUAUUAUUCGUUUGGCCGAGAGUAACGCGGACCCUGAGUGGCAGGCUAACGCUAGGCUGGAAGGGAUAUUUUCCAGACCCGAGGCCGAACAAAGUUCAUCUUAUAACAGUCCAGAGGAGAUAGCCGCUGGGAACGCCAGACUUCUGGAACGGCUUCAACCGUUUUUGGCACAUCCUACUGUCAGCGUUCCGAUUACGGUUUUCUUUUAUGACCAAAAGAACAGCCAGUCAAGGACGGUUUCGACGAAUGAUGGAGGCCACUUCUCUGUUCGUGCCGCCCUCGAUUUUGUCCCCACCCACAUCAGGGUGCUGGCUUCAGAGAAUUUAUCCGCUUCGGAAGAGGUUACGAUCACCGAAUCAACGGGAAUUAGUUUGAUCAGUGACAUUGAUGAUACCAUUAAGCACUCCGCAAUUACAAGCGGCACGAGAGAGAUCUUCCGAAAUACAUUCGUUCGCAACCUUGAAGACCUUACCGUGCUGGGCGUGAAAGAAUGGUAUUCAAAAUUAACUGAGAUGGGGUGGCCGGUCUACCACCCGGAUCGUUUCAUUUGA
Molecule: messenger RNA, 1173 nt
Organism: Histoplasma mississippiense
Lineage: Eukaryota; Fungi; Ascomycota; Eurotiomycetes; Onygenales; Ajellomycetaceae
Exons: 2
Coding region: 1-1173 (390 amino acids)
Cellular component (GO): actin cortical patch
Molecular function (GO): phosphatidate phosphatase activity
Source: RefSeq, a predicted model, not a curated record